GUUGCUAUAUUUUUAGCCAGUUAGCAUCGGCGUCGUAGUUAUAAAUUCCCCAGCGCUGCCUGCUCUUUUAACGUCAAGUGUUUGACUAGCCAGAAAUAUGGACUUGAGUCACGUAUUAUAAAUGCGAAGCACGCAAGUUUGGUAGCUUUGCGCUGUUUUUAAUGCACUAGUCUUGCUUGUUCGGGAUGUUUUUACCCUUAACAUGGAGACAAAAAGAGGGGAGAUUCCAAGAGGUUUACUGGAUGACCUUUGCAGUCGCUUCAUUCUUCACAUCCCCAGCGAGGAGAGGGACAAUGCCAUCAGAGUUUGCUUCCAGAUUGAGCUCGCCCAUUGGUUUUACCUGGACUUCUGCAUGCAGAAUUCACCAGGACUACCUCAGUGUGGGAUAAGAGACUUCGCCAAGGCUGUUUUUAGUCACUGUCCAUUCCUGCUGCCCCAAGGAGAGGAUGUUCAGAAGGUUUUAGAACAGUGGAAAGAAUAUAAGAUGGGUGUGCCUACAUUUGGUGCCAUUAUUCUGGAUGAAACACUUGACAAUGUGUUGAUGGUCCAGGGUUAUUUGGCCAAGUCUGGCUGGGGUUUUCCUAAAGGAAAAGUCAAUGAAGAUGAGGCUUUCCAUGACUGCGCUGUGAGAGAAGUUUUAGAAGAGACAGGAUUUGACAUCAGAGAUCGUAUUUGCAAGAAGACGUAUAUAGAGCAGAGGAUUUCAGAUCAGCUGGCUCGAUUGUACAUUAUACCAGGAGUUCCUAAAGACACCAAGUUCAACCCAAAGACCAGAAAAGAAAUUAGGAACAUUGAAUGGUUUCCAGUGGAAAAACUGCCUUGCCACAGGAACGAUAUGACUCCUAAAUCCAAGCUUGGAUUGGCUCCUAACAAGUUUUUCAUGGCUAUUCCAUUCAUGAGGCAGCUCAAAGAAUGGAUUGCCAAACACAAAGGAGAGUCGACCAGCAGUGAUGAGGAUUUUGCGUCCAAUGGCAGCACACCAUGCAAACCAUUCCGCUCUAAGCCCAGGAGAUCUCAGUUAUUGGUGGAAUCGUCUCCAGUGUCCGCUGACAGCUGGUCAAAGCAGAAACAGAAAAUAUUUGUACAAACCUCCCAGAGCGAGUUAGCAGAUGUGCUUAAACCCAAGAAUCAUGUUAAAGGCAAUGGGAGGAAACACCAAGAGUCUCCAAACCUGAAGAAAAGAGUCAAUGGUGUCAGUCAGCAGCAGAAAGAUGACAAGAAGCUUCAGCCCAGAAGACUGCAGGAUAACUUUGAUGCAGAUGCAGCUGGUGAUGUUUACCUUUAUAACGGACAGGCAGACUGCUAUGGGGAAAACGAGGGCAUCCUCUCUUCACGGUCCUUUCUCAGCUUCAAAUUCGACAAAGACGCCAUCAUGAAAUCCUGCUUCGAGUCCUAAUUAGUUUUUAAAACUGGAUCUUCUGAGCUGCAAACAUGUUUUGUUUGUUGGACCAAGACUACAGAUAUAUCAGAAUAUUCCUUUUUCACACGCAAAUGUCAGUUCCUGUUAAUCUGGAUCUGUAAUGCUGUUAGUUUGAGUUCUUGAUAAUUCUGCUAAAACUUCCAAUCAUGAGAUUUUCAUGAUAAAGGCGAACAUUUGAGUCAUUAAAGAACUUGUUCUUGGUAAUCCCGCUUGGUGCUCUGUCAAGAAACUAACCCGUUUAACAAUGCUUGGAUUCAGAGCACCUGAAGUGCAUAUUCUGCUCAUGUUUUAUCAUUGUGAUUCAAUCAGACCAGCUGUAUGUUGACUUCCUAUGGCUGAAUCAUUUCAGUAUUCACUGCUGUGUUAAACAUACAACCGUGAAAGUAUAAGACGUUUAAGCUGCUCAAAAAGAGCAUCAUAUGACUGGUACUGUACAGAUUGGUCAAUGUUACUCAUAGUGCUAAAGCAGAAAACACGUUCAAGCACUAUAUGCAGUCCAGAGUCGCCAAAUGUCAGCGUACUUUGUGAUUUUUGUCAUAUCACAUUUUGCUGUUUUGGUGAAUAAUGUUUAAUCUGUUUCCUCUUUAUUUCUGUGCAAUGGAGCCAUUUGUUUUCUGUUCUUCUUCGUUUAUGUUGUUUAUCAUGGAUUUCACACCGUCCGUGUUUAUGAUACAAUAUUAUUAAUAUUUGUCUCUGUGAAAUAGCACUGACAUCUGUGGUAAGUCGACUUUAAAUUAUGCAAUGUGAUUCGCUUAACCGUAUUAUCAGUGGUCUGUAUUGUCAUUUAUUUUCUUCAGUUCUUCUUUUUUUGGUAAAUAAAGACACUUUUUUUCGUAAA
This is a messenger RNA of Danio rerio (zebrafish), 2258 nucleotides long. RefSeq names its product decapping mRNA 2 (gene dcp2). Gene Ontology annotation, molecular function: metal ion binding; hydrolase activity; manganese ion binding. Lineage: Eukaryota; Metazoa; Chordata; Actinopteri; Cypriniformes; Danionidae. The record is from RefSeq and is marked provisional. Gene Ontology annotation, cellular component: nucleus; P-body. Gene Ontology annotation, biological process: nuclear-transcribed mRNA catabolic process, nonsense-mediated decay; mRNA catabolic process; deadenylation-dependent decapping of nuclear-transcribed mRNA.